Messenger RNA from Gigantopelta aegis, 2865 nucleotides. Its product is annotated as rho GTPase-activating protein 19-like. The transcript is spliced from 13 exons. Gene Ontology annotation, biological process: regulation of small GTPase mediated signal transduction; signal transduction. Gene Ontology annotation, cellular component: cytoplasm. Gene Ontology annotation, molecular function: GTPase activator activity. The record is from RefSeq and is a predicted model, not a curated record. NCBI's taxonomy places the organism in Eukaryota, Metazoa, Mollusca, Gastropoda, Neomphalida, Peltospiridae. Bases 123 to 1892 code for a protein of 589 amino acids.
UUGGAGAGGCGGCUGUUUCAAUCUUCAUUCUCUGGUUUUUGUUGAUAUAUUAUUCAUUUGUGUUAUAGUAUAUUUAUGACUCAUCUAAUGUUUGGAUUAAAAACAGAGGGUUAUACUAGUUUAUGAAGCAUUGUUUUUUUUUAAAAGCAGUAAUGUCUUCAUCCACUGUCCGUCGUCGACAGACGGAGGCAGAAAAGAAUGUGAACCGUCUGCGCAGUGUGAUGCCGGAGAAGCUGGCGGCCAUGUGUAAGAUGCAUCUGUCUUUUCUUCUUGACCUCAGUGGAUCCAAACUGGAUGAACUCCAAGAUGGAGAAACUAAACAUGAAAAGAAACGAGGAUGCUCAACAUCUUCUUCGAAAAAGAAAGAUAAGAAUCUGUUUGGGGACAGUCUAAGUGAAGAACAUGUUGCUCAAAUCUAUCAGCUCAUUGAAUUCCUCGGAAGAUCAGAAAAUAUUAGGACAGAAGGUCUGUUUCGGAAGUCAGGCAAUGUGUGCCGUCAGCGUCAUCUCAAAGAGCUUUUGAACCAGAAUGUGUCGAACCUUGGUCUGGAGGACGGGACCUUCUCUCCACAUGAUUGUGCUGCCACUCUCAAGCAUUAUCUGUCGGAGCUGCCGGAACCCUUGUUAACAGAGAGACACACUGAGGCACACAAACAAGUUCUUGAGAUGGCCAGUGACUCUCUGAAUACGUCUGGGAAGAGCCGCGUGCGAGACAAGCAGCUGAAGGCACUGCAGCUGCUGAUGUUGAUGCUGCCACGAGAGAAUGCUCUGCUGCUCGAGUGUCUGCUCGACCUGCUGCACCACGUCUCCAUGGUGCCUGAGAAUAUGAUGACAGCAGACGCGCUUGGCACCAUCUUUGCUCCUUCUCUCCUUUGCUCAAAGAAGUUGUCGCCAACAGAGUUUCAUAUAGAGUCAUGUCAUUCCACAAAAAUUGUUUCCUUUUUAAUUGAAAAUAAUCAACAAGUUUUUAAGAUUCCACGAGAAUUAGCUGUUGAUAUUGCAAAUUUUUGGACAAAGAUGGAAACCCCAGAGAACAAUAGUGAAAAAACUGACAUGCAGAAAAUCAACAACCAUUUUAAGGCGAAGAAGUAUGUGGCCAGUGCUGAUGGCCCGCCUAUCUCGACGGUGGUGAACUACACAGUGAAUCGACACACUCCCACCAAGGAACAAACCGUGUCCGACACACAGGUGGCACUCGCUGAACUCUACGCCCAUGUUCAAGCCAUGCCAGACUCAAGCAAAAAAAAGAAACUGUUAAAGCAGUUCAAUAGAGCAAAUGGAAUGCCCAUGAAGAACAAACAUGUUAGAAGCAAAACAUUUGGAGAAUCUCUCAAGAAACAUUUUCCUGUUCUUCACAAACAUAGAAGACGAGGAUCCAAUGAUCCUUCUCAAGUUACCGAGGGCUUGAACUGGGCUUUAACAAAACCUAUGAUAAUAGACGAAACGUGUAACGACCAAGUGACAAUAAUAGACUGUGGGAAGUUUCAUACAACACCACAUAGACAACAGAAUUCUGAACAAUGCAGAUACCGGACUCAGCCUCCCAGUCCUGUUGUACAUAUUGUGGAUAUGAGCCAGUCUGAUCACAACACACCGUCUUCACAAAGUCCAAGGAAGCGCAGAAGCAGUGAGGACAUUGAAAAUGCCCGACCUCCAAAAGACAAGAGGUCCACCAAGCAGCCAUUACCUUCCUCUGAGAAUGAGAUCAAUUACAUAUCUGUCACCUUUAACGCCAAGAAGACACUGAAGUAUACACCGGACCGUGUUAAACCAGUCGCUAUGGUCUCACCUAUCACACAGUCCAUGCUAAAUGCUCCACAAGACUUACAGAAAGCUGUGAUGACCCCACGAUCCCGCAAGCCAAUGUUCCUCGGGAAUGAGAGUGUUGUCUAGUGAUGACGAGUGCUAUUUUUAUCAUCAUUAAUCAUCUCAAAGUGUUGGCUGGCAUGUUUUGACAUGUGCUUAUGCCUAUUUUUAGGACAAAUAUUAGCUUUGUCUAGUCAUAUGUAUGUAUAUAUAUGUGAAUGUAUUUUUUGAGUGCCGUGGCUUUCUUAUUUACAGAAAGUCCAAAAACCAAGUGCUAUUAAUGACAUUUUGCUAAAUGUAUUAGCAAUGUACAGUAGAUAGGGAUUAUUAUUUUACGGAGAUGUUUCAGGUGUAGUUUUAUUAUAUUUAAGAUGUUUUUCUUUCUGUUCACACCAAGAUCAGGUUUGAUUACUGUACUGAAGAAUAAUAAGGAAUAUAGUUUUAAAUCAGCAAUUAUCAUUAGACAAGUCAUAAGAGAUCAGUUAAAUUUGUGAAUCUCAUACUGAAAGUUCAAUUUUUCUAUUAAUUAUCUGUAAUCCUUUGAUGUGAACAGACAAUUGAAAAUCUGUUGUUCAAGAUGUACAUUUUUGUUUGUACCUUUCCCUUGACAUACCAAAUGUUUCCUAUAGUAUAUGUUUACACAGAUCUAACUGAUAGGACAUGUUCUAUGGUAUCACAGUAUUUGUUUUUUGUUACUAAAGAAGCCAUGUUGCAGUUUGAAAAGAAAACUUUCCCCCACAUUCUUUUUUUUGGUACAAAUGAGUCUAAACUCAGAUUUGUGUCUGCUGUAUGAAAUUAAACUUGUUUUAAAAAUGGUUUCUUACAGAUACGUGCUCUUGUAGUUGCCUGUUUGUGAAGAUGUGACUAAUACUGUGAUACCUCAGAACAUGUUAGAUGUAGUCGUCUUGCAGCCAUUGUUUAUAUUGGCAGAUUAUAAUGGCCUCAGUGGUGUUGUGGUUAAGUCAUCGGACCUAAGGCUGGUAGGUACUGGGUUUGCAGCCCAGUACCAGCUCCCAUCCAGAGCAAGUUUUAACGACUCACUGGAUAGAUGUAAGACCAC